AUGUCAGAAAAUAUUGUAACCAAUUUUCCUUGUUUCACAUUUCCACUACAAUCAUUUAUUGAAGCAAAAGUUUCAUUUAAUAAACGAAGUAGCACUCAUAAACUACAUUUGCCAGCUCCUUCUCCAAAGUGUUUAUGGAAUAUACCAGCACCAGAUUUCAGUUUAUACAGGUGGGAACCGAAUCCCCCUAAGAGAAACAGUCGUCAAUCGAUAAAACCUGAAAGAAUUAAAACUGUGAAAAAGGAAAACGACAGUGUUGACAAUAAGAUUAUAGAAUCAACUGGGGAACACGAUAGAGAGACAAUUCCUAGAUUAAAAUUUGUCAGAUCUAUGAGACCUUACACAGCUAAGAUUUUAUUUGUCAAAUGUGGGUCGUUUAAACCAGGUCCGUACAUAAUGCCUAAACCACAUGACCAUCGAGGAUUGACGCCUACAAAUGAAAGUAAACAUCCAAAAUUUAUCACAACAUAUGAAAAAGAUCCGAUGAAUCUCAAUUUCCUAAAGAAGACAAGACAACAAAGUAAGUGUGCAUAA
Schistosoma guineensis is the source of this 534-nucleotide messenger RNA. NCBI's taxonomy places the organism in Eukaryota, Metazoa, Platyhelminthes, Trematoda, Strigeidida, Schistosomatidae. The record is from the annotation of a GenBank genome assembly.